AUGAACAAGAAAUUGCACCUUCAUCAUGGCCAUCAUGGCCUUGAGUUUCUUUCUGAUGAGUUGAGGUAUCUCCACUGGGAUGGAUACCCAUUAAGGUCUAUGCCAUCUAAUUUUCAAGCAGAGAAACUUGUUGAACUGAACCUAGCAUACAGCAACGUUAAACAACUAUGGACAGGAGUGCAGAAUCUUGUGAGCUUGAAAGACAUUAAUCUUAGCUACUCUGAGCACUUGACUACUUUCCCAGACCUGUCACAGGCCAAGAAUCUUGAAAGAAUUAAUUUUGAAAACUGUCCUCACUUUUUAGAAGUGUCGUCAUCCAUUCAGUUUUUAGACAAUCUUGUUGAUUUGAAUAUGAAAUGCUGCAGAAGCCUUAUGCAUCUCCCGAUUGGCACUAACAUGAGAUCUCUGAAGACUAUCAACCUUUCUGUGGACAUAAGGUAUUUAAAUUUGAACGAGACUGCCAUAGAAGAACUGCCCAAAUCAAUUGGGAAUCUCGGCCGACUAGUUACUUUGAAUCUAAAGGACUGUAUACAUCUUAGGAAUCUUCCAGAAAGUGUGCAAAGGUUGAAAUCUCUUUUGAUUAUUGAUCUCUCUGGCUGCUCAAACAUCACUAGUCUUCCAGAUAUGUCGACAUAUAUAAGAUACUUGUACUUGAGGGGAACUGCAAUAGAAGAACUUCCCUCCUCAAUUGGCCAUCUCACCAAACUCUGUUGUUUGGAUUUGAAAAACUGCAAAAGACUUAAGAACAUUCCUUGUGACAUUUCUAAGUUGGCGUCUCUUGAAAAUCUUAUUCUUUCUGGUUGCUCAAACAUCAGCAAGUUUCCAGAUGUUUCAAGGAAUGUAAAGAAGUUGUUUUUAGACGAAACAAGUAUACACAAAAUCCCCUCUUCAAUUGAGUAUUUAUGUAAGCUUGAGGAAUUGAGCUUGCAAAAGUGCUUAAGUUUUCAAAUUCUUCCUAGCAGUAUUUGUAAGCUGAAAUCCUUGCAAAGGCUUAAUCUGUCAGGUUGCUCCAUGUUUCAAACUUUUCCUGCAGUUGUAGAGGUUAUGGGAUCAUUGAGGUAUCUUUAUUUAGACGGAACAGCCAUUACAAGUCUCCCCUCACCUAUUGAAAAUUUGAAGGGGCUUUCAAGCUUGGAAGUGAGAAACUGCAGAAAUCUUUCCAUAUUGCCACCAGUGAUCUUGGGUGUUAUGAACGUGCCUGACAGAGAAGCAAAUAGUCUAUAUUUACGGAAGCUAUAUCUUACUAAUUGCAGUUUAUUGGGCGUGCCUUAUAGCAUCGGUUACUUAUUCUCACUUGAAGCACUAGAUCUAAGUGGAAAUAGUUUCAGACACCUACCUGGAAGUAUCCAUAAGCUCUUUCAGCUUCAAUACCUUGGUUUAAGAAGUUGCCAGAAUUUAAAAUCAUUACCAGCACUUCCACCGCAGCUGACAAAAUUAGACGCACAUAAUUGCAUUUCACUGUCUAGAGUACCUUUAUAUUCAAAUGGAUUAGUGGGAAAUAUUUUUGAAUUCUUUUUCACUGACUGUUGCAAUUUGUCCUUCACUGCAAUGCACAACAUCAUGAACCACGCCCUCACAAAAUUUUGGCACUAUGGGAAAAAACUGCGUCAUCAGAUGCCAUCGGUUCUAGCAGGGGAAUCUAGUUUUUGCAUUCAUGGAUAUAGAAUUCCGAGGUGGUUUGGCCAUCAAAAUGAAGGAUUUUCUACGAGAAUGCGGCUACCUUCACAGUGGGCUAACAUCCAGUUCAUGGGAUUCAAUCUGUGUGUUGUUAUUAAAUUCAAUAACUAUAUGGGUAACAAUGGUUUCCAGGUUAGAUGUCGAUAUCGUUUAAAAAAUGAGGAUGGAGAGUGCAGAAAUCUCCAUUCCUAUUUUGGUGGUUGGUACGGUGAAAGAACUCUCUGUACUUAUCAUGACAAAGAGUUUGGGAGACAAUAUCCUAUGUUCUUCGGGUAUGAUCCAUGUGUGGACGCUACAAAAGAUGAUCAUUUCAGUAAAUAUAGAGAGUUAGUAGUUGAAUUCUACCCUGAAGAUAUGGAUGGCAAUCCUUUACACGGUUGCAAAGUGAUGAAUUGCGGUGUACGUCUACUAUAUUCUGAAGAGAAUUUAUUUUGUCGAUGUCGUUUUAUUGGACAACAGAAAGAAGAAGAAUUAGACAAAAUUGCUGGGAGUCUAAAUUUUCGUGCAAGAUAUAGAGUUGAUUGUCUUCGACCCUUUGCGUGUUUUGAUGUAGGUGAUGAAGAAUUAGGCCCUGAAGGAGUCGAACAGAUCAACAUGUCUAACAAAAAAGAAAAAGAAAAUGAAAAAGUAGAAAAUGAGCAUUGGAAGUUUGUAAAGCACUCCAACUUAUUUUUUUAACAUUUAUAUAUAUAUAUAUAUAUAAAUGUAAUUUUUUAAACAUGAAAUUGCAGUGAUUAGAAUAGUUUUAAGUUA
Jatropha curcas is the source of this 2430-nucleotide messenger RNA. The record is from RefSeq and is a predicted model, not a curated record. NCBI's taxonomy places the organism in Eukaryota, Viridiplantae, Streptophyta, Magnoliopsida, Malpighiales, Euphorbiaceae.